GCCGUGGAUGAUAGCCUCGUCGAUCGGAUGGUCAUCGAGAGGUUGCUCAAGAUCUCCUCCUGUAAAGUGACGGCUGUGGAGAGUGGGAGAAGUGCUCUGCAGUAUCUGGGUCUUGAAGGCCAAACCAAUUCUGUCCACUUCAAUGGUUUGGAGGUGAAUCUCAUCAUCACUGACUACUCCAUGCCCGAAAUGACAGGUUAUGAACUUCUCAAGAGGAUCAAGGAAUCAUCAGCUUUUAGAGAGAUUCCUGUUGUCAUAAUGUCAUCAGAGAACAUCUUGACUAGAAUCGACAGUUGCUUGAAGGAAGGGGCUGAAGAAUUCUUAGUGAAGCCUGUGAAACUCUCUGAUGUGAAACGAUUGAAAGACUUCAUCAUGAAAGGAGAAAAUGGAGAGAAGAGAAUUGGUCUCAAGAGGAAGCUUGAUCUUGAUCAUGAUCAUGAUCAUGACCAACACCCCUUAUCGGCUCCGGCGCCGGAGGCUUUCGAUUGCCAAGGAUUUCUGCAACCAUCGCCGCCGUUGUCUCGGGCAUCGCCGAUCAGAUGUUCAUCGAAGAAACCCAGAUUACUCACUGGCGACCAAUCCAUAUAAUGGAAAAAAGAGUGGUUAAUUAUUAUUAUUAUUAAAAUUUUUUUUUUUUGGAUAUGAGUGUUGAUUCGUGUUGUUUGGGAACUGACAUCCCAUUUGAUAUUUCUGUUUUUGGUUCAUUGUGAAAGUAAAUUGAAGUUUGAAUGAACAUAGACAAAUUUUGGAGCAGCA
Messenger RNA from Momordica charantia (bitter melon), 756 nucleotides. Its product is annotated as two-component response regulator ARR5-like. NCBI's taxonomy places the organism in Eukaryota, Viridiplantae, Streptophyta, Magnoliopsida, Cucurbitales, Cucurbitaceae. Gene Ontology annotation, biological process: phosphorelay signal transduction system; cytokinin-activated signaling pathway. The record is from RefSeq and is a predicted model, not a curated record.